Kwoniella mangroviensis CBS 8507 is the source of this 1497-nucleotide messenger RNA. RefSeq lists its product as uncharacterized. The transcript is spliced from 8 exons. The coding region runs from base 1 to 1497 and encodes 498 amino acids. The record is from RefSeq and is a predicted model, not a curated record. NCBI's taxonomy places the organism in Eukaryota, Fungi, Basidiomycota, Tremellomycetes, Tremellales, Cryptococcaceae.
AUGUACGCCAGUGCUCUACUGCCGAUCCAGACUUCGACGGAAAUUCAAGAACUCGUAGAAACCAAUAUGAGGCACGCUGCAACAGCUCGGAGAAGAUGGCGUGACGAUCCUGCCUAUUUUGCAGAUCACUGCAACGAGCUCUGUGUGCGAGACUUCGGCGCUGGACAGGAUCCGCCAGAUCAGAUUCACGUUCUAGGUAAAGUGAUUGCUUGGCGUCAUGACGAGUUUCUAUCCUGGCGCAACCUGAAUGAGGUUCUGAAGGACCUCAAGCGAAUGGGACUUUCCAACAUCUCCCGCAACACAUCUCAACAAGUGAAAUUUGAGGGUCAGAUCAAAGAUGCCUAUCGAGAUGUGAUGAUUACCCUCACCAUAAAUAUUGCCAGGCAGCAGGUUGCCUUCCAGGCGGCUUUCGCAUUAGGUAGAGGAUCCGAACUUACUGUUACUACCAAUGUGUGGGAUAGCUUUGCCGGAAGAUUGAAAGGCCUGAUGGAAGGGUUUAGCAACUUCAAGCUCAAUACGGACUACCUAGACCUCAAAAUGGUUUCUCAUCUCGAUUACAUGCUCGCUGGACUCAGCAAGAUGUCGGGUUUGACAAGUACGAAUGCGGAAAAGCGUUUUUCGCACUUUUUGCUGGAAUACGAGCAAGCUAUCAAAACGAAUCCUCUGAUAUUGAACGAGAUCUCCGCUUAUUUCCAACAGACCAUAGGCUCAUUGGCGAUGUCCUUCGACAUAUUCGACUCAAUUUUGGCAGGUCGACAUCCCGACUAUUCGCAGGAUCGCAGGAUCGAAGUGGAAAAACAUAUAACGCCGCAUUUAGUCAAUGAUCUAUGGAAGGAUUACGAUGAUCUCUCGCUUAGACUUUUUGGUCAAACGGUUAGCAAGCCACUUCGACUGGAGCAGGCUUUAGAAAAACCCAAGCCCCAAUGGGUACGAGAGAUCGUAAUUCAAGAUACCUCUUUUCCCCUCACAGAUAUCCAUCUAUCUAUUUCAGGUCACACCUUCCUCAAGACGGAGACAGUCACAUCAGAAGAUAAGAAAAAGACUCGUGGAUUUGCCAAUGUCACUGACGAGGUCAUUGACGCACAAGUUGCGAUACCAAGAUUACAAAUCCAACCCAAUCCCUGCGAAGGCUCAGUGAGGUUUCAGGUCAAUAAUAAGCAGAUGAAGUUGGUAGCCAAGCUCUUCAGCAAAGCUAUCGACCAUGAAGGUCGAGGACAAGUCAAGUGGGUCGAUAUUUGUAAAGCACGCUCCGACCAGAUAUCUGGAAGCACUGAUCAACUACCCCUGCUAAUGUACUUUACAACCAGAGUUGACGAAGUCCGAGGUUCUAUCGUAAGAUUCGUCCCUCCCAAUAACGCCGGUCGACCUUUCCUGGAACAUCGUCCUCACCCGGGCAACAACAUCGGUGAGACCAGGUAUCGAGCAUUGUGGCAACGCCUGACAGAGAGAUAUGGCUGGACCGUUGACUGGUUCCAACGUGUUGAGCUGGAUGUUUGA